UGCAGGAGAGAAGAAGAAGGAGUAGAGAGGAAGCAGCAGGGAGAGUCAGAGAAGAAGAAGGCUUUUUUUUAACCUCCUUUUUAUUUGGAAUACCUGUGACACACAAACACACACACACACACACACACACACACACACACACACACACACACACACACACACACACACACACCUGACUGAUGCUGGAUGGACGGCCACCAACUCAUCCACCUCCUGCAGUGCACACAGACCGGCCUCUGAGACCAGACAUGCAUUUCUACUAUGUGGGGGACCACACGUGGGCGACCAUGUUGGGUCAGAGUGUGCGGUUGCAGCCGGUGCCGAUCCAGAGUCUGUCGGAGCUGGAGCGAGCCCGGCUGCAGGAAGUGGCUCUGUACCACUUGGAGGAGAGGGACCUGGACUUCAAGAUCAGCAUCCCCAAAGAAAUUCACAAACGGAGGAAAUCUCUACGCAGGAAGUUCGACUCCUUUUCAAAGGAGAAGAAAGAGCGAGAGUCAGCCCCCAAGGCGUUCGGGAUCCCCCUCUCCCAGGUCAUCGCCAACGACCGGGCCUACAAGCUGCGUCAGGACGCCCUGAAGGAGAGCCGGCGGGACUGCCUGGAUCUGGAGGCGUCGGUGUUGCGCUUCAGGGCCGAGAAGAGGCAGUUCUUCAACGGGAACAAGCCGCCGGUCGGCCCGUCAUCCGUCACUGUGGGGGGUAUCUGUGUACCGUCCCCUAACUCCGUGGCACCGGCUCCUUGUUCUGAGGCCCCGAAGAACCCGCUGUCUCCCACGUUCCUGGAUAACACCGGGCGGGGGCAGAGGAGGGGCGGCCUGUCCGUGGACUCCAUCUCCGACCUGGUGGAGAGCCAGUCCCGCCUGCUGGAGGCGCUGCAGCUGUCCCACCCCGCCGAGCUGGAGCUGAAGAAGUCCGCCGAGGAUUCCUCCAAGGGGAGAACCAGAACCCAGAACAAGCUCAGCCUCAACCCCAUCUACAGGCAGGUUCCCCGGGUUCUGGAGAGGUGCUGCAGCCACAUCGAGAACCACGGUCUUCAGACAGUGGGGAUUUUCCGGGUAGGCAGCUCUAAGAAGAGAGUGAGACAGCUGCUGGAGGACUUUGACAGGGGGGUGGACGUGCAGCUCGACGAGGAGCACAGCGUCCACGACGUCGCAGCGCUCCUCAAAGAGUUCCUUCGGGAUAUUCCUGAUCCUCUGCUGUCAAGAGAGCUGUACCCCGCCUUCCUGCACUCUGCCUUGCUUCGGGGGUCGGACCAGCUCCAGUACCUGCAGCACCUCCUCUACCUGCUGCCUCCCUGUAACUGCGACACCCUGCUGCGCCUCCUCAGCCUGCUCCACACCGUGCAGAGCUACGCACAGGACAGCAUAGGGACCAACGACGAGGAGAUCUCCGGGAACAAGAUGACGGCGGCGAACCUGGCGGUGAUCUUCGGUCCGAACCUGCUGCAGAAGGAGCGAGGGGCAGACUCCAGCCCUCUCUCCAUGGGCAUCGAGGACAGCACCGCCAUUAUCAGCGUCACCCUGCUGCUCAUCCAGAACCACAGGAGGCUCUUCACGGUGUCUGCAGAGCUGCAGCAGGAGGUCCUGAUGAGUCUCAUCCAGACCGACCCGGACAUCAUCGACUACCUGCUGCGUCGUAAACUCAGCGGCAGCCACGUGGAGGAGGAGAGCCGCAGUGAGUCGGGGGGGCGUCGGGACACAGGGGCGUCUCUGGACUCAGUGGGGGCCUCCAGUGGGAGUCUUUCUCCCCUGGAGCCGCCCUCACCCCUCUUCCCCCCUGAUGGUAACGGCGGAGAGGGCAGCCUGACCAGCGAGGUGUUCCUCAACGUGCUCAAACUCAACCAGAACUGGAAGAGGCAGGAACCCCGAUACGGUGAGACCCCGUCUCAUAAAUCCAUCCGCCACAUGCGUCAGUUCCACUCCCACCACAACCUGCUCAGCCUGGCCCAGCCUUCCCUGUCCGCCUCCUCCACCUCCAGGCUCCACGGGCCGGACUUCGACCCCCAGGACCGCAGGCCCCCGCUGGGCUCGGCCCUGAGCUUCACCCUGAGCAGCGUGGGCAGCUGCUCCAGCCUGAGCGGCUCCACAGAGAGCAGCAUCUGGGUGAGGCAGACUCCGCAGGAUGAGGGAAAACCUUCCCCGGUGUCCAACUUCUGGGACUUUUUCACCGGGAAAGGGUCCGGCUCAGAGACGAUGGUAUGAUGAAGGGAGAAGAGGAAACGAAUGAAGGAAGAGAAAAGUGUGUGUGUUUGAGAGAGUUUUUUUUUAAAUUGGUCAGACUUCCUGUUACAUUUAAACGAGACACCACUGGGGUUUAAAAACAAAGGUUAUGUGAAUUUCUAGGAUUAAAAACAUGGGGAAAUGAACGUUCUGUGACAUUAUGUGUGAUAUCGGGCUAUAUAAAUCGUCUUUGAUUGACUGAUUGAUGGAUUUCUAAGAUUAAAACAUGUUAAAUGAACCCUCUGCAGCAUAAAGCUUUAACCCUAAAUGUCUUAUUUUACCAUUAGACUUUUCAGGAGCAUACUGUUGCAGAUUUACGAGUUGGAAGCUAGAAUUUCCCCCUUUUUCUAGCAUCUCUUGAAUGCAGCAUAUGUGUGGAUGAAUUUCUGUUUGGGGAAAUGUCAUGAAAUGUUGAUUGUGUCAGAAAACUGAAACUUUUAAGUGCAACUCUCUUGAGUAAAUGAAGCUAAAGAGACGAUAUGAAGGUGGAUGCAGUAAUAUUUGCUUUGUAUAUAAUGUGUACACGAUGUAUUCAUAAUUGUACCUUGUCUUUACUACGUAGAACUGCAUGAGUAUGUGUGUAGCUGCAUGGACUCUACUAUUAAUACCUUGUCUAUACUCAAGACUUCCUUUGGUUUUUGUUGUUUUUACUGUAAAUAUAUUUUGUAAUUCAUAUCAGCAGGUAUUCAAAACAACUACUAUACUACUACUGUUCAUAUUAUGGCUAUAUUUCCUUUAAAAAAGGACCUAUUUUCUCCUGAAUCAGACCCAUUUGAGAUUAACGUGGAGGCAUUACUGUUAGGAUGUUCACACAGGAUAGUUGCCUUCCUUAAUCCACAGGAGGGCGACGUUCACCACAUGAUUUUAACCUCUAAACCUCCUCCUGCUUUUCCUACAGAAGCAUAUCAUGUUGGCCAAAUGUAUAGAUCAUGUUGAAGGUUAGGAUCAUGUACAUAUGUUUGUUUUGUAGUCGAAUCCAUGUUUGUAUUGUUUGUACAGAGAUGUAUCUACACGGUAACGUUGUAUUUCUUCACCUCAAACACACCAGGUGUACAGAGUCCGUCCCUCACGUCCGCAGGUGAAUGUAUCGUCUAUAACUUCUGGAGAAAACAAUAGACGUGUGAUCUUCUUUUAGAACCCAUCAAAGUCUAAACCUAAUCAUGUACCAACUUCCUGCAGAGAUUAAAUGUCAAACUGCC
Eleginops maclovinus (Patagonian blennie) is the source of this 3415-nucleotide messenger RNA. It is a transcript of the gene arhgap36, whose product is annotated as Rho GTPase activating protein 36. Gene Ontology annotation, biological process: signal transduction. The record is from RefSeq and is a predicted model, not a curated record. NCBI's taxonomy places the organism in Eukaryota, Metazoa, Chordata, Actinopteri, Perciformes, Eleginopidae.